AAAUCAACUUGGAAGUUUAGCCUUGACCUCACCCAUCAUGUAGAAGAUGGAAUAUUUGAUUCUGGAAAUUUUGAACAAUUCCUAAAGGAGAAGGUUAAGGUCAAUGGAAAAACUGGAAACCUGGGGAACAUAGUUCACAUUGAACGUUUUAAGAACAAGAUCACAAUCAUAUCUGAGAAGCAGUUCUCUAAAAGAUAUCUGAAAUACCUCACAAAGAAAUAUCUCAAGAAGAACAGUCUUCAUGACUGGCUUUGUGUGGUCGCAUCUGAUAAGGAGACGGAGCUGUGUGACUUCCAAAUCAGUCAAGAUGAGGAUGGAUCAGAGUCUGAGGAAUAAAUGAAGCUUUUACUG
Dermochelys coriacea (leatherback sea turtle) is the source of this 351-nucleotide messenger RNA. RefSeq names its product 60S ribosomal protein L22-like 1. Gene Ontology annotation, cellular component: ribosome. Gene Ontology annotation, molecular function: RNA binding; structural constituent of ribosome. Gene Ontology annotation, biological process: cytoplasmic translation. Lineage: Eukaryota; Metazoa; Chordata; Testudines; Dermochelyidae. The record is from RefSeq and is a predicted model, not a curated record.